This is a messenger RNA of Seriola aureovittata, 4437 nucleotides long. RefSeq names its product cell adhesion associated, oncogene regulated (gene cdon). The transcript has 19 exons. Gene Ontology annotation, cellular component: axon; plasma membrane. Gene Ontology annotation, biological process: nervous system development; axon guidance; cell-cell adhesion. Gene Ontology annotation, molecular function: protein binding. The record is from RefSeq and is a predicted model, not a curated record. NCBI's taxonomy places the organism in Eukaryota, Metazoa, Chordata, Actinopteri, Carangiformes, Carangidae. Bases 206 to 3604 code for a protein of 1132 amino acids.
CAGUUUUCAUGUUUCUCCCGUCGCCUCGCACUUUUAGCCCGUGUCUAAUGGAGGGCCCCGUACGGAUUUGCCACCAGAAGAAUGCGUCUUGCUGCUAACUCACCCGACGGCUCGCAGCUUUUGCCCUCCUGCAAGAGAGGUUUGCUGAACAGACGAAGGUAUUGGUGCCGGGCAACACGGCUGCUGACAGGGUUCAAAGUGCACCAUGGACAGUGGCCUAAGGGUCCUCCUGUCCACUGUGCUGUGUCUCAGCCAGUCUCUGCUUAUCAGCUGCUCAUCUCAAUAUCCUUCCUUUAGCUCUGAGCCCGCCUCCUUGGUUCAGAGUCAAGGCUCUGUAGCUCAUCUGCACUGCUUAGUAAGUCCUCCAUCAGCUGCGGUUUCCUGGCGCUUCAGAGGCCGUCCCCUGGCCCGGGACACCCUCCCUGGCGUGGAGCUCAACAGGGGCUCCCUCACCAUCUCCUCCCUUAAGCCCAGCCAUGUUGGCGUCUACCAGUGUGUGGCACGCUUGGACCACGGGCCGGCCAUCGCCAGUCGCCUGGCGCGUGUGGACAUAGCAGAAAUUUCAGAAUAUGAAGAUGGUCGACGGCGGUCAUUAUCAGUGCAGGAAGGCAGUGCUGUUCUUAUAGAGUGUCCUCUACCGCACAGCGUCCCUCCAGCCCUUCCUAGACUAAGAGUGCGAGGGGAGUGGAUGGAAGAGUCAACAGGUGACUUUUUAGUUCUUCCAUCUGGAAACCUUCAGAUUAUGUCAGCGUCAGUCCAGCACCAGGGCAUGUAUAAAUGUGGUGCCUUCAACCCUGUUACCGGGAAAACCGUGGUGCAGCCUCAUGGCACCAAGCUGUCAGUGAAAGAUUCAGACUCCUCCCCCUCAGUGCGGAUAGUUUACCCCACCGCCCCAAGGACUGUUCUGGUGCAGAAGUCGCAGCCGCUGACGCUGGAAUGUAUCGUGUCUGGUAGCCCUGCACCGGCAGCCAAAUGGUUUAAGUACGGCAAGGAGGUCACACCGGGGCCUUUUCACCAACGGCAGCACAACAACCUGGUCUUUGUGAUGGUGACGAGGAGCGAUGAAGGGAGCUACACCUGUGCUGCUGAGACGGAGCAGGGGACUGUGAUCAGCGCUAACUACACUGUGAAUGUUCUUGAGCCGGCGUCUGUUCUGGAGGGCCUGAACAACCAGCUCGUCUCUCUCGGCUCCUCUGCUCGUUUUACCUGCGUAGCAAGAGGAAACCCCUCCCCGAACAUCACGUGGCUGUUCAACGCUGACCCCAUCACCCCGUCGCAGCGCUUUCAGAUCUCUGGGUCCUCACUCGUUAUUACAGGUGUGACACCGCAGGACGUGGGCGUCUAUCAGUGUCUGCUGGACAACGGCAUUGGGUCGGCACAUUCAUAUGGAACGCUUACAACGCAGUCAGGUUCCCAGCCGGGCUCCACUGCCGCCGUGCUGCUGGAGGCUUCACCAUCUCUCCCGUCCAUGCAAAGCGACGAGGGCCACGACGACGGCGUGGGCGACACAGUCAGCCUGCCAGCUGACAGGAGCGGUGAGCGCCCUACUCCGGAGGCGCCGAUCAUCACCAGCCCGCCGCAGACUCACAAGCCCGACAUGUACGAUCUGGAGUGGAGGGCGGGCCGUGAUGGAGGCAGUCCAAUCAUCGCCUACUUUGUCAAGUACCGUAAGGUCGAUGAAAUGGGAACAGUGGUGGGGAGCUGGCAUACAGUUCGUGUCCCUGGCAGCGAGAAGACCCUGCGGCUGUCGGAGCUGGAGUCCUCCAGUCUCUACGAGGUGCUGAUGGUGGCUCGAAGUUCAGCAGGCGAGGGCCAGCCAGCCAUGCUCACCUUCCGCACCGGCAAGGAGAAGAGCACCUCCUCCAACAAGAAUCCGUCCAAGCCUCCCGUCGUCUCGAUGCCGCCCAAAGCUCCGGAGGACAAAACUCCCAACACACACUUUGGAGUCAUCAUACAUGACAGAGAAGUCUGCACCACUCAAAGUAUGUCCCUUUUUGUCCCAGUGCCGGAGGCCCCCGAUCGCCCAACCAUCUCCAUGGCGACCGAAAGCUCGGUGUAUGUCACCUGGAUCCCGAGGGCGAACGGCGGCUCUCCGAUCACGGCCUUCCGCGUGGAGUACAGGCGCGGCCGCAGCGCAGAGUGGGUUGUGGCUGCGGAUAACAUCUCGCCUCUCAAACUGUCUGUGGAAGUUCGCAACCUGGAGCCUGGCUCCACCUACAAGUUCCGCGUCGUAGCCAUGAACAUGUACGGCGAGAGUCCCCACAGCAUCCCCUCCAAGCCGUAUCAGGUGCCGCAAGCCAGCCCGCGUAUGGCAGACCGCCCCGUGGUCGGACCUCACAUCUCCUCCACGGACGCCAUCAGCGACACACAGAUCAUGCUGCGCUGGACUUACAGUCCCUCGAGUAACAACAACACUCCAAUCCAAGGUUUCUACAUUUACUACCGGCCCACAGACAGCGACAAUGACAGCGACUACAAAAGGGAUGUGGUCGAUGCUAUAAAACAGUGGCACAUGAUUGGACACCUCCAGGCUGAGACCUCCUAUGAUAUCAAGAUGCAGUGCUUUAAUGAUGGGGGAGAGAGCGAGUACAGCAACGUCAUGAUCUGUGAGACUAAAGCACGUCAGUCCCCGGGUUCGCCCAGCCAGCACCCCAUCACCCCACCGGGCCCCCAUCCGCAGGAGCCGCCCAGCCCUCCUGGGGGACUGCUGUACCUGAUUGUGGGCUGUGUUUUGGGAGUGAUGGUGCUCAUCCUGCUGGCUUUUAUUGCCAUGUGCCUGUGGAGGAAUCGCCAGCAGCACAACAUGCACAAGUAUGACCCUCCCGGCUACCUGUACCAGCCAGCAGAGAUGAACGGCCAUGUUCUCGAGUACACCACGCUGCCUGGCGCCAGCCGCAUCAAUGGAGGUGUCCACGGGGGCUAUGGGCACAGCGGCCCCAUGUUACCCCAAGGAUGCCAUCACCUCCACCACAAACUCCCCAAUGGCUUGGCGCUGCUCAACGGCUCCGGUGGCCUGUUCUCACCUGGCCACCCACACGGCCACGAUGGCACCCUGCCCCACAGCACCCGAGACUGCGAGCACUCGCACCCACACCACCACCAUAACGGUGGAGGCAUGUACACAGCUCUUCCCCAAACAGAGUCGUCUGAUUGUAUGAGCUGUCAGAACCUCUGCAACAACAACAGAUGUUACAACAAGACCAAUGGCACUUUCUCCAGUGGCACUCUUCCCCUAAUGCAUCGCGUGGCACCGUGCCAGCAGGACGGGCUGGAGAUGGUGCCUCUGGGCCAGGUUUCAUCGCAGUGCCACGGCCCCGACAGCCAGAUGAACUCUGGUGACCAGGAGGCCGACGCAGGGUACCAGCCAGAUGAGCACAAGGAGUCCUCGCCCUCGCAGCAUUCCUGCUGUCUGGUCGGGAACAAUGAAAACUGUCCAGCAGACAACACUGCUGAGGAGGAGCUGGAGUGCGUGGACACGGAGGGGCCUGUGGUGUGCUGGGAGAGUCUUGGCCUGCCAGACUUGGACUGUGACGAAAAGCCUGGGUGGAUCUCUAGCAGCAGCCUGGCAGGAGAGCUGAUCCAGCCUGGCCCACAGGAGGUCUGAGUGCAGCCCACACACAAACACACUCUCCUGCAGUGUGGAGGGAUUUAGAGCAACCAGGCAGAGAGACAGUUGUGGAAAUACCACAGAGCAAGGAAGAGGAGCAGCGAUAGUCAGAGACACUGCAUGUUACGGUGACAAGGACACAAAACUGUUGAUGGACUGAGCUGAGCGGAGCGACGUGGGAGGAGAGAGACUGAGAGACUGAGAGCAAAGCCAGAUGGAGAGAAACGCAAAGAGAAAAGGGAGCGCUGCUCAAAGACUGAAACUGUAUCCCACUGGAGGGAAGACUCUCAUAAAAGAUCAAAAACUCUUUAGAUGACUUAUUUAUUUUUUGUAGUAGUAAAAUAUUAUUUCAUAUGAAUGUAUCUGUUUUAAAGAAAAAAAGUUUGUCUUUUAUAUUAUUUAUGCCUUUUGGAUGAGAAAAACCUUUUAUUUUUUGUUGUUUCGUCUCUCUGUGUUCCACUGAAGUGUGGAGAUUAGCAAUUGUCUGUGUAAAGUUUUGUAAUAAUAUAAAGAGAAGAUAUGGAAGAGUACACAACAACCUAUUUUCUAUGUCUUUCCUCCCCCGACUGUACGCGCUGCAGCGCCAGAUGAAUGAUUGCCAGAGUGAAUUUCCCGGCCUCGGUUCAAACCCAUCGAUAUUUCUGGCAGGCCUUUGAUGUGGCUCUGUGAUGGGCUGUUCCACCGCAGUGACCCCUGAACAGGGUGAACAUUCCCCUCACUGUUCAGAUUAAGGCUGCUGCUCUUUGCUUCAGUGAAUACUUGAUAGCUCAUCACUUUACGCAAAAUGCACUGUUGCUUCGAGAGGACUGUUGACCUACUGGCCCCAAUCU